Messenger RNA from Sander lucioperca (pikeperch), 2125 nucleotides. Its product is annotated as NAD(P)(+)--arginine ADP-ribosyltransferase 2-like. The record is from RefSeq and is a predicted model, not a curated record. Gene Ontology annotation, molecular function: NAD+ poly-ADP-ribosyltransferase activity; NAD+-protein-arginine ADP-ribosyltransferase activity. Lineage: Eukaryota; Metazoa; Chordata; Actinopteri; Perciformes; Percidae. The transcript has 3 exons. Bases 312 to 1250 code for a protein of 312 amino acids.
UUUUAAAUGGUGACCCCAUUAGUCGGCACCUUCGUUCUCACCGCAGAAGGAUGGCUGAAACUAUCUAAAACCCUGUGGAAGUAAAACUGUCUGCAUGGGUGAAUCACACUUGAAAAGAGCUGACCUAACUUUCAUCUUUCGGAGUUGAUGAAAUGGACCGAAAACAGAUUCUUGGGGAAAUCCUUCAUUUGUACAUGAGGCUUAGAUUGACCCCACCCGUACUCUCAUUAAAAAGAUGACUGGCAUCAUACAGACCAAAGACAUUACUCAGUCACAGAACCUGCUGCACCACCUGGUAUCGAUCUUCAAUCAUGUCGAAGGAUAGUAUGUUGAUUGUCCUCUGCUGCCUCUUUAUAAGACUUCUGAAUGCAAAGAUGUUGCCUGAACAGGAUACCAUAAAAGCCACUUUGAAAAGCUCUGAUGUCCAAAAGGUGGAUGUUGAGACAUCCUCUCCACAGGAGGCUACCUCCACUCAGUCAGCCAUGCAGAAACCCACAAACACCUCACUGAAGGCAUCUGUUGCCUCUGUCCAGGUCCCAUCAGGUCAGUCCAGGCUCAUCAGUAUCCCUCUGAGUUUGUCUUCAGACUCUGUCGAUGACAUGUAUUACGGCUGCUCCGAGAAGAUGCUGAUCAAAGUGAAACGUCACUACCUCCCUGGGAGCACCAGGGAAGGUCUGCACUCCACAUACACAAAACUCUGUGCCCUCAAAGCCAUGAAGAAUAAGGACAUCUAUGACCCGCUGUCCUGGAAUCACUUCAGGGCUCUGUGUGCCUACACAGCGGGGUCAUAUAACAACUUAAACCAAGCAAUCCGCAGGGGGAAGGCUUCCUACAAAACCUCGUUUGGAUUCCACGCCCUACACUUCCUGCUGUCUGAUGCCAUCCGGCUCCUAAAACUUAACCAAAGAAGCUGCUACACCACCUAUAGGAGAAGCAAACUGCUCUUCAGCGGGGAAUUUGGACAAACCAUUCGCUUUGGCUCAUUCGCCUCCAGCUCCCUCAGCAAGGACCUGCAUCAGUUUGGACGGAGGACCUGCUUCGAGAUACACACGUGUUUCGGAGCCUACCUCAAGUCCUAUUCAGAGUUUGACUCGGACGAGGAUGAAGUACUGAUUCCUCCAUAUGAGAUGUUUAAGAUUGUCUCUGUGGACGUGUCGGGAGAGAAUGAUUUACACUGUGAUGCUUUCUACAAACUUGAGACUGCGGGGGUUUACAGCAGCCUCAACUGCCAGGCUGUGAACCCUUUUUAAAAGCAAGAGUGUACAAAAUAAACACUAUUGUUUUAUUAUAUCAGUUUUAUUAGCAGCCUCCUCCAGGCAACAAUUGUAUUCUAUUAUGCGUCACUGUCUUGAAUUUACUAAAAUAGCUUUUUUGAGUGUUCAUUAUUGACCUUGGAAGCAAAACAUUCUUACCAUAAGGUCCAUUUAGUAACUGUUCUGGAGCUUCAGAUUGUAUGACAUGAUCUUCCUCAGCAGGUUGUUAGCCCAGUCACGAAAUUGUAGUUGAGAACUUUAACUUUCUCGUCCUUUUUAAACAGUAAGAGGGGGGACGGACAAGUUGUUUGACAGGAAGAAGUCAGGAAAACUGUUAAAUUUCAUUAAAAAAAACACAAACCUGGGUUUAUUUUUGACAAAGUAGCUUAGGUGUCUUUAAUAGUAAGUGAUAUGAAAAACAAAAUUAUGGAAUGUCAUUAAAAAAAAGCGUGCUUAAAAAUCAGUAUAUGAACCCUAACUCUAACUCGUGUAUCUUAGUGACCAACUCCUAAACCACUUUAAUACAUAACAGGCCCACUCCACAAAUAAGAUUAAAAAUAGGACAGAGACAUGGCUUCAUGUUAAAGUAUCUCAAGUGUUUGCAGCUUGUACAAAUAAAUAGAAAUGCAAAUGGACUGUUUUAUUAAAUAAUUGUCUACACUCCUACACUGCUUAUACAUUUUUUUAUUUGAAGACUUUCCACUAAGUCUCAAAAAUACAAAUAUAUUUAUUUUUAAUGAAUGGAAGCUAAAUCAAUGUUUUACACACUUUCAGUCUCAUUGUAGCAUGAUUAAUAGAGUGAAUAUCUGGACAAUGACAGCUCGUCUCUUCACAGCUGAGACCACGUAUCAAGUUCACAGAAAUAGUCCUCG